AAGGGGGUGCGCGCGAGAAGGCAACAGGCUGCACCUCCGCGCGCGCGACACCCCAGUCCACGGCGCAAAGACUCGACCGCAAGCCGGCUUCCUUUGCACACUAUGGCGGAACCACGAACGUGUCUCUGGGAGCUUUCCCAAGGUACCCCCAAUGUUCAACCAGCCCCCCGGAGCUUGAACCAGGUUGGGUAG
Colletotrichum orchidophilum is the source of this 192-nucleotide messenger RNA. RefSeq lists its product as uncharacterized. The record is from RefSeq and is a predicted model, not a curated record. Lineage: Eukaryota; Fungi; Ascomycota; Sordariomycetes; Glomerellales; Glomerellaceae. The annotation marks the transcript as partial. The transcript has a single exon.